GCCAGCUCACUCCGCUUCUGGUACAUUUACACACAGACUCCUGAGCUUCAGUUUGGUGGAAAGCGUUAAGAUGAGCGACACAGAAGAUGACGUAGAGAUCUCCUUCCCAGUAAAGUUUCUUGGUCGCGUGGAGGUCGUCCGCCCUGAUGGAUUACAGAUCCUGGAAGAAGCAGCUCAGAACCUGAAGACUUCAGAUCAACACUCCUCUGAAAAGGCAGCAAAGAAGAGCAAAGUCCAUCUCUUUCUGACCCUGAGUGGGAUAGACAUUUUGGAAAACAAAACCAAGUUCCUCUUGUACUCGUGCGACCUCUCCACCAUCUCCUUCUGUGCUGUCCUUCAGUCUUCACCCAAAGUAUUUGGCUUUGUGGCCAGGCACCCUGCAGCAGACACGUACCACUGUUAUCUCUUCCAGAGCACGAAGUUUGCUCACGUGCUGGUCUCUGUUAUUGGGGAUGCCUUUCGGGUUUCCAAGAAGGAGGAGACAGCCAGAGGAGGACGAGACAUGAUAGUUGAGGCACUCCGACAUAAGAAUAAAAUGCUGCAAAGAGAGAAUGAUGAGUUGAAGAGGAGGCUUGCAGAGCUUGAUCACUUGUGAUUGUAUACAAUACUGUUGUUGUA
This is a messenger RNA of Archocentrus centrarchus (flier cichlid), 618 nucleotides long. Its product is annotated as PTB domain-containing engulfment adapter protein 1. Bases 71 to 595 code for a protein of 174 amino acids. Lineage: Eukaryota; Metazoa; Chordata; Actinopteri; Cichliformes; Cichlidae. The record is from RefSeq and is a predicted model, not a curated record. The transcript is spliced from 7 exons.